This is a messenger RNA of Rhipicephalus sanguineus (brown dog tick), 6785 nucleotides long. RefSeq names its product fatty acid synthase-like. Gene Ontology annotation, biological process: fatty acid biosynthetic process. Gene Ontology annotation, molecular function: fatty acid synthase activity; phosphopantetheine binding; oxidoreductase activity. Lineage: Eukaryota; Metazoa; Arthropoda; Arachnida; Ixodida; Ixodidae. The coding region runs from base 18 to 6785 and encodes 2255 amino acids. The record is from RefSeq and is a predicted model, not a curated record. The transcript has 27 exons.
UUUCUCUCUAGGUUACCAUGAAGGGGGACGACAUCGUCAUCACCGGUUUCUCGGCCUAUUUCCCCCAAGCCGAUCACCUGGUCGAGUUCAAGGAGAAGCUCUACGCGGGUGUGGAAUUGGCCACCGAGGAUUUCUCGCGAUGGCCUCCAGGAUACAACGGAAUGCCAAGAGUUCACGGAAAGAUCAAAGACCUGACACGCUUUGACGCAAACUUCUUCUCUACUUACCCGAAGCAGGCUCACGUGACGGACCCACAGUUGCGAUUGUUGUUAGAGACGUCGUAUGAAGCCAUCCUGGAUGCCGGUUACGACCCGGAGACGUUUCGGAAGCGAAAGAUUGGUGUCUUUAUCGGGAACUCGGUCGCCGAGUCAGGCGAGGCAUUCAAGCUGGACACCGCCAGAGGGGACGCCUAUACCAUACUGGGAUGCCACAGGGCUAUGUUCUCCAACCGGAUUUCAUACUCCCUCGACCUUCAAGGACCGAGUAUGACUAUCGACACGGCUUGCUCGUCAACGAUGACUGCCCUGAGCGAAGCCCUGCUGGCGAUUCGGUCAGGACGCUGUGAGGCCGCCAUCGUGGGAGGAGCCAGCGUAACCCUCGAUCCACACUUCAUGAAAAACUUCCAGACAUUGGGCGUGCUGUCAAGCGACGGAAAAUGCAAGCCAUUUGAUAUAGACGGCGGUGGCUACGUUCGCAGUGAAGCUGUCGGCGCAUUCUUCCUACAGAAAUUCUCUGACGCCCGGCGUGUAUACGCAAAAGUUGUCAACGCCAGCACGAAUUCAGAUGGUUACAAGGAACUAGGUGUCCCGUUUCCAUCGUCCGUCGGCCAUGAGAAGCUUCUCCGUGACUCAUACGCUGAGGCCAACGUGGACCCAGCGAAAGUGGUUUAUGUUGAGGCGCAUGGCACUGGGACCAAGGUUGGCGGCACGCAGGAGUUGGAGGCAAUCAGCAACGUUCUGUGCUCACCAGAGCGCGAGAAACCACUCUUGAUCGGGUCUGUUAAAAGCAAUAUGGGUCACUCUGAGAGCGCCUCCGGUAUCCCUGCUGUGGCCAAAGUAAUUCUCGCCAUGGAGACCGGCAAAAUAGCACCCACUCUACACUUCACCGCGCCACACCCGGACAUGCUCUCAUUGGUCGAUGGCCGCGUGAAAGUAGUGGACAGGGUGAUGCCAUUCGACGGUGGCAUGGUAGGAAUCAGCUCUCAGGGUAUCGGUGGUGCGAACGCGCACGCUAUCUUGGAAUCCAACCCAAGCCGCCACGUCGAAAGCUUUCCACGUGAGAAGCCGCAUCUCCCGAGGCUUGUUCUUAUGUGUGGAAGGACCGAGGAGGCACUAAUGCGCACACUGGAUCGAGUAGAGGCCGAGGGACCGUACCCGGACUCCGGUUACGCCCUGCUCAACCGAAUUGGCCAGCGAAGCGUCAAGCAGUUCCCGUAUCGAGGAUUUGCCACCGUGCCAGUGGACGGCGUCGACAAGGCUGUGGUUAAGGUUGUAGAGAGUGCGGAGUCUAAAAAGCGACCCCUGUGGCUAGUUUUCACUGGCGUCGGCUGCCAGUGGAACGGCAUGGCACGCCAGAUGAUGCAGUUUGACAUCUUCGCCGAAUCCAUCGGGAAAUCUCACGCACUCCUGAAAGAGAAAUUUGGAGAGGACCUGAUGGAUAUGCUGAUCUCCGACGAGCCUCGGUGCAAAACAAUUAAGGCAUGUUUUGUCUCCAUUGCGGCUGUCCAGGUUGCGCUUGUUGACAUGCUUCAAGCUCUGGGGAUCCAACCUGAUGGAAUGUUUGGUCAUUCGGUUGGCGAGAUUGGCUGUGCUUACGCAGACGGGGGAUUCACCGCCGAGCAGGUCUUGCUUUGCGCCUACUGGCGAGGCCGCUGCCUAGAAAUGGGCUAUGCAUUCGACGGUGCCAUGGCAGCAGUAGGUCUCACUUGGGAGGACGCGAAACAACGCUGUCCCCCUGGCGUGUACCCUGCGUGCCACAACGCGGAAGAUUCUGUGACAGUCUCUGGCACAGCCGAAGCGGUGGAGAAAAUGGUUGAGCAUCUGCAAGCCGAGAACAUAUUCGCCCGCAAGGUGAACAGCAUCGGAGUGGCUUUCCACACCAAGCACAUCCACAGCGUCGGUCCUGCCUUUCGAGAAGUUCUUGAAAAGAUUAUACCCGAACCAAAGGCACGCACCAAGCGCUGGAUUAGCACAUCAAUGCCAGAGAGCCGUUGGGAUGAACCUGCAGUGCAGCUCUGUUCUGCUGAGUACCACGCGAACAACUUCCUAAACCCGGUGCUCUUUUGCGAGGCAAUCAAGCACGUACCGGAGGACGCCAUCUUACUGGAGAUAGGACCGCACUGCCUGCUGCAGGCCAUCUUGCGGCGCGCUGUGGGCCCUUCCGCCACCUGCAUGGGCCUCAUGAAACGCAAUGCGGACAACCUCCAGCAUUUCUUGGGCUCACUCGGAAAUCUUCAUAUUCUGGGAGUCCAGAUGGACUUGUCAGUGCUGUACCCUCCUGUCCCUUGGCCCCUACCCCGCGGAACGCCCAACAUUGGCCACCUGGUAGCCUGGGACCACUCUCAGUCUUGGCAUGUUGCACAGUGGGACGAUUUUCCUAUGCCGGAUGAGGGGAAGGAAGAUGUCACGGAAAUCGACAUCGAAACUCGUAGCGAGGACAAGUACCUGGUCGGACACCAACCAGAUGGCCGUAUCGUGUUUCCUGGUUCUGGUUACUUGUAUCUCGCUUGGCGGUUUUUGGCCAACCACUAUGGGAAGGAUGUUAACGAGGCGCCUGCUAUCAUGGAUGACGUGAAAAUGAAGCGUUUCACCAUCUUGCCUCCAACGGGUGGCGUCCGUUUCCAGAUCACCAUGAUGCCUGUCUCGGGUGAGUUCGAAGUGUGCGAAGGCCGAGCAGUGGUCUGCAAAGGCCGUAUCCGCCUAGCCGAGGAAGGUGAGACCGUGCUCAUGAGGGACCCUCCUGGUACGCCUCGCGAACCCGUUGAGUUCGACAUGGACUGCAAGGACAUUUACAAGGACCUGAGCCUCCGCGGAUAUCAAUACUAUGGGGCGUUUCAGGGAACGCUCAAGGCUUCCUCACAAAAGCCGUACGCAAAGCUGAAGUGGGAUGGCAAUUGGGUGGCCUUCAUGGACACAGUAAUGCACACGAGCUUCAUCUGGAAGCCAGUACGAGCGUUUUUGCUGCCACUUGCGGUGCAGUCAAUCCGCGUCGACCCCUUCGUUCACGCAAAGAUGGCUGAAUUGGCUGGAGAUGAAGGACUGGAUCUCGUCUAUAAUUCCUACCACAACUUGCGCCGUGCUGGUGGUGUGGAAGUGCAAGGCGCGAAAGUGAACACCGUGCAGCGGCGCCCACUGCCCCUUACCCCAAUCAUAGAAGAGCACCGCUUUGUUCCUUAUAUGGAUGAUGAAAUCGCCCGUCUUGAUCGCGAGUACAUUUUGCGGGAAUAUGCUGGCGUAUGCAACUGCAUCAGCCGUCGCGUGCAGAGGAUGAGCGAAGAAAAGACGAGCCAUUCCGAGACCACUUUAAAGAGCUCUGCGGAAUUGCCAGAAGAGCUGCUCAACCGUUAUGUCGAGAACAUUGAGCCCAAUCAAAGCCUACUCCAGCUACUUAUUACAACCCAGAAGAAAGCACAUGAUGCUGCAACACUGGCUUCAACAGUGCAAUCGGUUCUACUUUCCACCACCAAUGCUCUCGAUCAAGAUAUAUUGACCACUGCACUCCUAGAGGCGGACGUCCUAAGAGAUGUGAUUGAUGUAGUUGUCGAAAACACAAGCUCCAUUAAGCUCUCUGUGCUAGAGCUUACGAAUGAGAAGAGUGUGGCAGCCAUUGGUCCUCGGGUAUCUGCUCUGCUGUCCAUGUAUAAUGUGCGCCUCAAGACAGACUGUGUUUUUGACGCCAGCUCGGAAGGCUUCAACAGCGUAGCAAACUUCAGCCCCGCCAACCCAGCCUAUAAGGACAUAAUAGAGAAAGACCUGGUAAUGAACGUCUACCGCGACGGGCAAUGGGGAUCGUAUAGACACCGCACCGUCAGUAAGCGGCACAUAGCAUUACCCUCCAGCGGUGAAAGCACCGAGUCGGUGCACCCGGCCAAAGACUGUCGCGAGAAUGGUCACUAUACAGAGGCGUCGCUGGGUUCCGGCGGCAAGGCGACCACUACCACGCAGUACGCUUACCUGCAAGUCCAGACCCGUGGAGACCUGUCAAGUCUGCAGUGGUGCGAGUCCCCGCUCGGCUAUCUACCACCUAGUGAUAAAGUCGGCAGAGAGGAUCUGUACGUUGACGUUUACUACGGCGCCAUCAACUUCCGGGAUAUCAUGCUUGCUAGUGGGAAAGUGAACUUGGACACAGCACGUGGUGACAAUGUCACCGGGGAGGCCUUCCUCGGCAUGGAGUAUUCAGGCCGCGACUGGAACGGACGGCGUGUGAUGGGAGGCAUCAAAGGCCAGUCCAUAGGAACUUUCCUGGUUGCUGACCCGGACAUGACGUGGGAAAUUCCUGAAUUGUGGACCAUGGAAGAGGCUGCUACGGUCCCCGUGGCAUACUCGACUGCCUACUACGCACUCAUUGUGCGUGGAGCUAUGAAGCCGGGAGAGUCGGUCCUCAUACACAGUGGCAGCGGAGGCGUUGGACAGGCUGCAAUCGCAAUUGCCCUUUCCAUGGGUUGCACAGUAUUCACCACUGUAGGAUCUCAAGAAAAGAAGGAUUUUCUCAAGAGGCGGUUUCCAGCAUUACAAGAACGAAACUUUUCAAACACACGUGACCUGUCCUUUGAAGAACACGUCAUGUGCGAAACUGAAGGCAGGGGUGUGAAUCUGGUGCUGAAUUCGUUGGCCGGUGACAAGUUGCUGGCCAGCGUGCGCUGCUUGGCAAAGCACGGUCGAUUCUUGGAGAUUGGCAAGUUCGAUCUGUUCGAGGACAAAAACCUGGGAAUGUCUGUGUUUCUCCAAGACGUCAGCUUCCACGGAGUUAUGUUGGAUUGCUUGUUGAACGACGAACCCAGUUCUGCGGCAAUGAAGCGCCACCUCAGAUCACUUAUCCUCGAGGGAAUCGACUCCGGAGUGGUGAUACCGCUGAAGGCCUACACAUUCACCCGAGAGGAGACCGAGCAAGCAUUCCGUUUUACUGCUGCUGCUAAGCACACAGGGAAAGUUUUGAUUCAGAUGCGACCGGAAGAGAGCGAGCGCGUCACUCGCGCGCCUCCGCUGACGCUUGAAGCAGUGGCGCGCCCCCACUUCUACCGACACAAAUCAUACAUUAUUGUCGGUGGCCUGGGUGGCUUUGGUCUCGAGCUCGCAGACUGGAUGGUGACACGCGGAUGCCGCAAGCUUCUGCUGAUUUCCAGAAGUGGCAUACGUACGGGGUACCAGAGGCUUUGUAUUAGACACUGGAGCGAACAGGGGGUCACAGUGCUCGUCAGCAGUGACGAUGUAUCGACGAAAGAGGGCACGCGCAAGAUCAUCGAGACUGCGACAACAAUGGGGCCCGUGGGCGGGAUCUUCAACCUGGCCAUGGUGCUUCGAGAUGCCUUGAUUGAGAACCAGACACCGGAGAUGUACAUGGAUGUGUGCAAGCCCAAAGUGCUGGGCACUCAGUGCCUAGACAGUGUAUCGCGAAAGGAGUGUCCAGAACUUGAUCACUUCGUCGUGUUCUCAUCCGUGUCCUGUGGUCGUGGUCAAAUUGGACAAACAAACUACGGCUUCGCCAACUCCGUCAUGGAGCGCCUGUGUGAGCGACGGGUUGCCGACGGCCUCCCUGGUUUGGCUAUUCAGUGGGGCCCCAUCGGAGACGUUGGCGUAGUCCACGAAAGCGUGGGCGCAGAUUUGGAGUUUUUUGGACUUGUGCCACAACCAAUAUCUUCCUGUAUGGAGGUAAUGAACUACUGCCUAAGCCAAAAGCAACCCGUCGUCUCCUGCUUCGUCAAGAGCAGUCCGUCAUCGAAACAGGACAGCAAGGAUAGGCGAGAUCUUGUUGAGAGUGUGGUCAACAUACUUGGCAUCAGAGAUCUGUCAAAGAUGAGCCCAACCGUCACCCUCGGUGAAUUGGGAAUUGACUCCCUCAUGAGCGUCGAGUUGAAUCAGCUGCUUGAGCGCGACUUCGACGUGACCGUGUCAACACAAGAUAUCCGGCAGCUCACCAUCAGCCAGUUAAAGGAGAUCAGCGAAGGCGGCGGCGGCAUUUCACCAGCCUCUGAAGUUCCAGCUCCGGCCCAAACUGGACAGGGACUGCUGCAGAACCCCGACACCGAGGCGCGUGAGGUCAAUAGGCAAGUCGCCGUUUUAAAGACGAAAGAAGCUGAGCUCCGCCAGCUAGACAAGGACAUUCUCGAUCCCACGGAAGACGAGGCUAUCGAAGGAGAAGUCGAGGGCGCAAACGACUACCACGAGAAGAUUCUGUACGCGAUUGCUGAUUUCUUCCUGUCACAGCGUCAACAGGCGACCGGUCUCAGCGGCCUGUCUAGGGGUGAACCCAAUGACGACCGGGUAGCAGCCACCCGGAGCAACAUCGGAUCUGCUGGGGCGCCGCAAGGACCCGCCAGUACGCCACGCUACCGGUCGGUCGCGCUUCCGACGCUUCAGAGUCUCCUUGACCCUUACGUGCAACAAGUGCCAACGCCGACACCUAACGGUCCUUUGCGAGCUGUCACGAGCCGUCACCACGACCGCUGCUCCUGCACCAACAGUACCGAGCGGCUCGUCCGGCUCUACCUCACCGACGGUAACUACGGCGUCAACUGGCGCUACAGAAGCCAAGUCGGUGCUGCUUCAUACGGGCCGUGUUUGGGCUGA